Zalophus californianus (California sea lion) is the source of this 1244-nucleotide messenger RNA. RefSeq names its product proline and glutamate rich with coiled coil 1 (gene PERCC1). The coding region runs from base 469 to 1221 and encodes 250 amino acids. The record is from RefSeq and is a predicted model, not a curated record. The transcript is spliced from 2 exons. Lineage: Eukaryota; Metazoa; Chordata; Mammalia; Carnivora; Otariidae.
GUCCGGGCACCUACUGGGCCCCUCCCUGGGGACCUGGGCCGUCCCAGAGGGCUGACGCUGACUGUGCUGGGUCAGAGGGGACGACAGUGGCUGGGGGAGGUCUGCCCCACGGCUGGAGCCUGGACAACAGUGUCAUCGAAACCGGAGUCUCGGGGCAGAACUGUGGCCGUGCCUGAAGUCAGUUUCUGGGGACCGAGCUCCAAAUGCAGACUGGACUCACGAGACAGAUUACUUGUGUCCCGGCCUCGCCCUGGGACGUGGGGAAGGGGCCGUGAUGAUCAGGAAACCACGAACCAUAGGCUAUAGGAGGCCUGGCAUGCCGCACCACCCUGCACUCUCCCUGCACGGGCCCUGGCCCAGUUAGACCACCUGCUUGGGAGAUGUUGGCAGCUCCAAAGACCCACCUACGGCAAGUCACCAGCCUGGCCCAAGUCGCACCUGCUGCCGCAGAAACGCAGGCCCGAGGAGAUGGCCACGGGCGUGAUCCGACCUCUCUGUGACUUCCGGCUGCCCCUGCCCACCCGCCGGCCCUUCCUGCCCUCAGACCCGGAGCCCCAGGAGACCUCUGAGGACGAGGAGGACGAGGAAGACGAGGAGGAGCCGGAGGGGCCAGGCGGCUGCAGCCCAGCCCCCCAAGCCUCGGGUUGGGCCCCAGAAGCAGGCCCCCCGGGUCCCAGCAGCCCCGAGACACCCCUGCAGCUGCUGCGGUUCUCCGAGCUCAUCAGUGGCGACAUCCAGCGGUACUUUGGCCGCAAGGAGAGGGGGCAGGACCCCGACGCCUGCGACAUCUACGCGGACGACAGCGCACCCCGGGACGUCCCAUGCACUGACCUGGCGCGACUGGCCCCGGGCGGGCCCCCAGACGGCGACCAGGCUGCGGAGCCUGGAGUCCUCUCUCCCAGGGGUCUCGAGGGGCAGGCCCGCGGGCUGGGGCCCCUGGCCGAGCUCUUCGACUAUGGGCUGCGGCAGUACUCAGGGUCUGGGGCCCUGGCCGGCAGGCGGCUCAGGCUGGAGCGAAAGUACGGCCACAUCGUCCCCAUGACCCAGAGGAAGCUGCCUCUCUCCUUCUGGGAGGAACCGGCCCCCGGCCCCCUGGGCCUGCUCCGCCCUGGCACGCCCGACUUCAGCGACCUGCUGGCCAGCUGGUCAGCGGAGACUGGCCCUGAGCUGCCUGCGGGGGGUGGCCAGGCCCUGGACGGGGUACAGCUGGCCGAGGCCUAGCCAGUGGGCCAGGGUCCGUGGGG